This is a messenger RNA of Colletotrichum higginsianum IMI 349063, 357 nucleotides long. RefSeq lists its product as uncharacterized. The transcript is spliced from 3 exons. Lineage: Eukaryota; Fungi; Ascomycota; Sordariomycetes; Glomerellales; Glomerellaceae. Bases 1 to 357 code for a protein of 118 amino acids. The record is from RefSeq and is a predicted model, not a curated record.
AUGCGAGGCAGAGCACAGAGCAACUGCAGCGGCUCGAGCCGCUCGAGCACUUGGACAGCAGCAGCAGCAGCAGCAGCGGCAGCGGCAGCGGGAGGAGAACAGGCGAGACACUUCAUCUUUGACAGAGACUGGUACCCGGACCUCCCGCUGGUGAUACAGGCCAACCAGCUGAUCAUCGGACGGCUGUCGCUGGGGUACCCGAUGGCGGAGCUGGUCGAGGAGUCGGCGAGGAACGAGGCGGGCUGCAGCCCGGGGACGAUGGCGGCCUACUUCCACCACGCCAUUACGUUGGAGCUGGCCUGCCUGAUGAGCAACGACACGGUGCAGAUGGCGAUUGUCAAGGGCGUCAGGGUGUGA